Messenger RNA from Ipomoea nil (Japanese morning glory), 2109 nucleotides. RefSeq names its product putative late blight resistance protein homolog R1B-13. Lineage: Eukaryota; Viridiplantae; Streptophyta; Magnoliopsida; Solanales; Convolvulaceae. The record is from RefSeq and is a predicted model, not a curated record. The coding region runs from base 16 to 2040 and encodes 674 amino acids. The transcript has 6 exons. Gene Ontology annotation, biological process: protein folding. Gene Ontology annotation, molecular function: alpha-tubulin binding; ADP binding.
CAAAACUUGUUGUCUAUGAUGUUCAUGUUGUAUGAAGCAGAAAGUGUAAUCAGACAAGAACUGAGAGCUUCUUAUCUCAACAAAUACAUGAAACAACGGAUACAGGCUACACAAAGGAUUCGUCAACUCUUCAUCCAAGGAAUUAGCCUCACAUCUUACAUCAAGAAAGAGAUGUUGAAGGUUAAGAAUGCAUACCACCAAUCCAACAACUCACAAAACAACAAUAAUCCCGUUUCUCCUACAAGGCCAGAACGCGGCAACAUUAUGGUUGGUGAUUCAAAGUCUGCAAUCAAAAUGGUGGGCUGCGAUGAUGUGUUCAACACCAUAAUGGACAACCUGAGCCUGCAAUCCUCAAAACGAGUAAUUGUCUCGAUUGUGGGAAUGGGUGGUAUCGGUAAAACCACCUUAGCUAGAAAGAUUUAUGAAGAUGCUUCAGUCAUUUCUUGGUUUGAUUGUCAAGCUUGGGUUACUAUCUCACAGGACUAUAAUCCAACACAAGUGUUCCAAUGCCUGCUUCAUUCUCUUGCCCCAGGGGCCAGUCACAACUACGAAUUGGCUGAGCAAGUAUACAGGCUUCUAAAACAUCGAAGGUAUUUGAUCGUAGUAGAUGAUAUUUGGAAUACAGAUGUCUUGGAUGAUUUAAUGAGAUGUUUUCAGGAUGACAAUAUUGGAAGUCGAAUAUUGUUGACCACUCGGCAAAAAAAUGUGGCUGAGUAUGCUGAUUCAGAGGGAUUUCUAAAGGUUUUGAGAUCUGAUGAGAGCUUGGAAGGUGUGGCAAGGAGGAACAUUCAAGAUCUUGUGGAUAGAAAUCUUCUAAUUUGUGGAGAGAGAAAUGAUAGAUAUCAAAUGCAUGAUGUCUUGCGUGAAUUGGCUUUGAGAGAAGCCCAAAAAGAAAAUCUUUUAUGUUUCAAGAAGGGUUAUGAUAUAAUUAGUUGUUUGAGGUGGAAGAGAAAUCAAUCAAUAAACUCUUCUCAUAUAUCUCAACCAUGGAGCAUCCAAUCAAGAAUUUGCAGUUACAACAGUAUAACUCCUACUACCAACACUUCUUCACUGAUUGAUGAUUGUGAAUGGGAGCAUUUUGGCAGGAAUUCAAGACGGUUGAGGGUGUAUGCACAUUUUAAGUUUUUAAGGGCAUUGGCAGUAUUGGAUGGGGAGAUAAAUGUCCAUAAUAUUUUCUUGGAGAUUGUGGGUCUAGUGCAUCUGAGAUACUUAUCUAUUCCUUGUGGGUUAAAUAUUCAGUAUCUGCCUUUGUUCAUGUUGCGGAAUCUACAGGAGCUACAAGUUCCUUAUUCAUCAUCGUGUGAACCCCUUGAUAUUUGGGGAUUACCACAAUUAAGGAAUCUCUGUGUUUGGCCUGGCAUUACACUAGUUCCUCCAAGAUCAGUUCAUCAUAAUUUGGAGAGCAUUAGAAGGUUGGAUUAUAGGAGUUGUACAAAGGAGUUGUUCCUAAGGAUCCCAAAUCUAAGGUCAUUGAAUCUUACUACUAAUCAUUUAAUUGAAUGCAAAGCUCCCAAUUGGUUUGAAAGUCUUGUCUAUUUAUAUAAAGUGGAAACACUAGUGGUUGAUGAUGUCGUACUUCCGGAGUUUAGAACUAUUUAUUCUAUGGGGAUGCUAAGCCUGGAGAAUUGUUGGCCAAAUCUUAAGAAGUUAAGUUUCUCUAAUACAAAUUUAAAAUGGAAGGAUAUGGAUGUUGUUGGUGAGUUAUCUAAGCUUGAGGACCUCACAUUGAAUAUAGGUGCUGUUAUGGAUCAAAAAUGGAAACCCAAAGAUGGAGGAUUUCGUCGUUUAAAGUUCUUGACGAUACAUAGUAGUCUUCUACAAUAUUGGGAAGCCACUAGUAGUCAUUUUCCAGUCCUUGAAAAACUAGUCCUUGGUUACAUAGCUUUGAAAGAAAUUCCUAGUGGUUUUGCAGAAAUAAUUACUCUCAAAUCAAUCAAAUUAUUAAAUGGUUGUUUAGAGUCACUUAAAUCAUCUGCUAAGCGUUUACAAAACGAGCAGCAAGAGUAUGGAAAUGACACAUUUGUUGUUGAUAUAUUUUAAGAGGUUUUACCCACACAUCAAACUAUGAUUCUUAAGGUGGAUACUGUGUUCCCUUGAUGAGUGAUCACU